Messenger RNA from Lagenorhynchus albirostris (white-beaked dolphin), 684 nucleotides. Its product is annotated as interferon omega-1-like. Lineage: Eukaryota; Metazoa; Chordata; Mammalia; Artiodactyla; Delphinidae. The coding region runs from base 1 to 684 and encodes 227 amino acids. Gene Ontology annotation, biological process: defense response; positive regulation of peptidyl-serine phosphorylation of STAT protein; adaptive immune response. Gene Ontology annotation, cellular component: extracellular region. The transcript has a single exon. Gene Ontology annotation, molecular function: cytokine activity; type I interferon receptor binding. The record is from RefSeq and is a predicted model, not a curated record.
AUGGCCUUGCUUAGAAAGAAUGUCAUCACAGAACCUACCGCCAAGGUUCCCCCGGACGCCCGUCUCAGCCAGGCCGGCAGCAGCCUCAUUUGCCCCAUGGCCUUCGUGCUCUCUCUACUGACCGCCCUGGUGGUGUUCAGCUACGGCCCUGGUGGAUCUCUGGGCUGCGACCUGUCUCAGAACCACGUGCGGAUUAGCAGGAAGAACUUCAUGCUUCUGGGCCAGAUGCGGAGAAUCUCCCCUCGCUUCUGUCUGAAGGACAGAAAAGACUUCGGUUUCCCCCAGGACAUGGUGGAUGGCAGCCAGCUCCCGAAGGCCCAGGCCACCUCUGUCCUCCACGAGAUGCUCCAGCAGGUCUUCUGCCUCUUCCACACAGAGCGCUCCCCUGCCGCCUGGGACACCUCCCUCCUGGACAAACUCCGCACUGGACUCCAUCAGCAGCUGGAGGACCUGGACGCCUGCUUGGUGCAGGCGAUGGGAGAUGAAGAAACUGCCCUGGGAGUGACGGGCCCUACACUGGCCGUGAAGAGGUACUUCCAGGGAAUCCACCUCUACCUGAAAGAGAAGAAAUACAGUGACUGUGCCUGGGAAAUUGUCAGAGUGGAAAUCAUGAGAUCCUUGUCUUCAUCAACCAACUUGCAAGAAAGGAUAAGAAUUAUGCAUGGAGACCUGGGGUCACCUUGA